AUGACCUGGCAGCCAGCCCCAGAGUCCUUGAGCCAGCUCGCAGUAUGUCUCAAGGACUCCCUGAGCGGCUUCGACAAGGAAGCGCGCAAGCAGGCUGAGACUAUGCUUGCGCAAGCCAAGUCGUCGCCCGACAUCAACAACUACCUCGCCUAUCUCUUUUCGAGCUCCGGUGUCCCCGCCGGUGUGCCAUGCAGGCCCGAAGAAUACCAUCUCGUGCGGUCUGCCGCUGCCGUCAUGCUCAAGAACAACAUUCGGUCCAACUAUAAGGAGCUGCCCGACAACAGCCUGGCCCUCAUCAAACUCGCCGUGCCCAUGGGCAUCCAGGACACCCACCCUCAGAUCCGAAGCUACGCCGGAAACAUCGCAACCGAGAUCAUAAGGAGGGGCGGUCUCCUCAGCUGGCCUGAGCUGCUCCCGCAGCUGUUGAGCUUACUCUCCAACGAAUCCGGCCAGGUCUCCAACGAGGCCCAGGAGGGCGCCAUGGCCGCCAUGGCCAAGAUCUGCGAGGAUAAUGCCAAGGUCCUAGACCGUGAAGUCAAUGGCGAGCGGCCCCUGAACGUCCUCCUGCCCAAGCUCAUCGAGGCCGCCAAGAAUCCCCUGCCCAAGGUUCGCGCCCAGGCACUCACCGCCGUCAACAUCUUCAUCCCGCGCAAGUCCCAAGCCAUGCUCAACAACAUCGACCUCUUGCUGAGCCACCUCUUCGUCCUUGCCAGCGACAGUCACCCGGAUGUCCGUCGCCAGGUGUGCCAUGCCUUCGUCCAGCUCGUGGAGGCUCGCUCGGACAAGCUGAAGCCCCACAUCGGCGGCCUUGUGGACUACAUCGUCACCCAGCAGCAGAGCGACGACGAGGAUCUGGCCUGCGAGGCGGCCGAGUUCUGGCUGGCUGUUGGCGAGCAUGAUGACUUGUGGAAAUCGCUCUCGCCCUACCUCGACAAGAUCAUCCCCGUCCUCCUGGAAAGCAUGGUGUACGGCGGAGAGGAUAUCGCCCUGCUGGGGGGUGCGUCUGACGAUGAAGACGAGGAGGAUAGGGAAGAGGAUAUCAGGCCAGCCUUUGCCAAGAAACAAGCUGCCCGAUCGGCGGCGAAUGGUCCGGAGGGCCCGGCGGACUCUGCCCAGAACGGAAACGCCUACGAGAAGCUUGGCGACAUGGACGAGGAUUUCGAGGAAGGGGAAAUUGACGAUGACUUGGACGACGGGGACGAGAACCCCAACGAAAGGUGGACCGUCCGCAAAUGCUCGGCUGCUGCCCUCGACGUCUUCUCCCGGGAUUUCCAGGACUCGGUCUUCACCGCUAUUCUCCCCUACCUCACCACCAACCUCAAGCACGAGGAUUGGCCCCGCCGUGAGGCUGCCGUCUUGGCUCUCGGGGCCGUCGCCGAGGGCGCCAUUAACGCCGUCACGCCGCACCUGCCGGAGCUCAUCCCGUAUCUUCUGACCCUCCUGGAGGACACCGAGCCCAUCGUCAGGCAGAUCACCUGCUGGACCCUCGGCCGCUACUCUUCCUGGGCCGCCACCCUCGACGGCCCGAACGCCAAAACAAGGUACUUCGAACCGCUGAUGGACGGUAUUCUACGCAAGAUGCUCGACAAGAACAAGAAGGUUCAGGAAGCGGCGGCCUCAGCAUUCGCCAACCUGGAGGAUCAGGCCGGAAAGGUCCUCGAGCCUUACGUCGGCCCCAUUCUGCAGCAGUUUGUUCUUUGCUUCCAGCGCUACAAGGACAGGAACAUGUACAUCCUUUACGACUGCGUACAAACCCUCGCGGAGCAGAUCGGUCCCCUCCUGGCCCGCCCCGACUUUGUCAACACCUUGAUGCCGGCUCUCAUCGAUCGGUACCAAAAGGUCACCGACCAAUCCCGCGAGCUGUUCCCCCUCCUAGAGUGUCUAUCGUACGUCGCCAUGGCUUUGAAUGACACCUUCUCGCCCUAUGCGCAGCCCAUCUUCAGCCGCUGCGUCAACAUCAUCCACGUGAACCUGGAGCUGGCUCUUCAAGCAACCAACCGGGCCGGGUUGGAAUCGCCCGACAAGGACUUUCUCGUCACAAGUCUCGACUUGUUGAGCGCCAUCCUCCAGGCGAUCGAGGAGCGGAAGGCUCAGGAGCUUGUCAGCGGCUCGGGCAACUCCUUCUUCGACCUCCUCGGCUUCUGUCUGGAAGACCCGCAGGAUGACGUCCGCCAGUCCGCAUACGCCCUCUUGGGUGACUGCGCGAGAUACGUCUUCCCGCAGCUCGAGGCGCAGCUACCGAACAUCUUCCCCAUCCUGCUGAAGCAAUUGGACUUUGACAGCAUCCUCGACGAAGAGAUGGACAGCGGAUUCAGCGUCGUUAACAACGCCUGUUGGUCCGCCGGCGAGAUUGCCAUGCAGAAUACAAAGGCGAUGGGGCCCUUUGUCCCUGAGCUCCUGCAGCGCCUAGUCGACAUCAUAUCGAACCCCGGCGUCGUCCACGCCGUCACAGAAAACGCCGCCAUCGCCCUCGGUCGGUUGGGUCUCCACAACCACGAGCAGCUUGCGCCCCUGCUGAAUACCUUUGCCGAAGACUUCCUGAACGUCAUGGAAGGGGUCGAGUCCUCCGAGGAGAAGGCCACCGCUUUCAAGGGCUUCACUAUGGUGGUGGGCCAAAACCCACGCGCCAUUGAAAGGGCGCUCCCGCAGUUUUUCGUCGCCAUUGCGAGGUAUCGGGAUCUGAACCUUCAGAACCCCAUUAAACAGGAAUUGCAUGAUGUCUUCCAGAAUGUGCUGAAUCUCUACCGUCAACUCAUACCAUCCUUCGACGACUUUAUCGGGCAAAUGCAGCCAGCAGAUCGAGAAGUCCUUCGUACGCACUACGCCCUCUAG
This is a messenger RNA of Sodiomyces alkalinus F11, 2832 nucleotides long. RefSeq names its product ARM repeat-containing protein. Gene Ontology annotation, biological process: protein import into nucleus. Lineage: Eukaryota; Fungi; Ascomycota; Sordariomycetes; Glomerellales; Plectosphaerellaceae. The coding region runs from base 1 to 2832 and encodes 943 amino acids. Gene Ontology annotation, cellular component: cytoplasm; nucleus. The record is from RefSeq and is a predicted model, not a curated record. The transcript has 3 exons. Gene Ontology annotation, molecular function: nuclear import signal receptor activity; small GTPase binding.